CACCCGCAGGCAUCAUCGACAGCACCAUCGGGGAGCAGCGGCAGGUCGUGGCCGUGACCGGGGACGGCACCAAUGACGGGCCGGCGCUCAAGAAGGCCGACGUCGGCUUUGCUAUGGGCAUCGCGGGCACCGACGUCGCCAAGGAGGCCUCGGACAUCAUCCUGACCGACGACAACUUCUCCAGCAUCGUCAAGGCGGUGAUGUGGGGCCGGAACGUGUACGACAGCAUCUCCAAGUUCCUGCAGUUCCAGCUCACCGUCAACGUGGUGGCCGUGGUGGUGGCCUUCACCGGCGCCUGCAUCACCCAGGACUCCCCGCUCAAGGCGGUGCAGAUGCUCUGGGUCAAUCUCAUCAUGGACACGUUCGCCUCCCUGGCGCUGGCCACGGAGCCGCCCACCGAGUCGCUGCUGCUGCGCAAACCCUACGGGCGCAACAAGCCCCUCAUCUCCCGCACCAUGAUGAAAAGCAUCCUGGGCCACAGCGUCUACCAGCUGAGCAUCAUCUUCAGCCUGCUCUUCGCGGGGGAGAUGAUCUUCGACAUCGACAGCGGGCGGAACGCCCCCCUGCACGCGCCCCCGUCGGAGCAUUACACCAUCAUCUUCAACACCUUCGUCCUGAUGCAGCUUUUCAACGAGGUCAACGCCCGCAAGAUCCACGGCGAGCGGAACGUCUUCCAGGGCGUCUUCGGGAACCCCAUCUUCUGCGCCAUCGUCCUGGGCACCUUCGGCAUCCAGAUCGUCAUCGUGCAGUUCGGGGGGAAGCCGUUCAGCUGCUCGCCCCUCAACGCCGAGCAAUGGCUCUGGUGCCUCUUCGUGGGCGUCGGCGAGCUCGUGUGGGGACAGGUGAUCGCCACCGUCCCCACCAGCCACCUGAAAUGCCUGAAGGAGGCAGGGCACGGUCCCAGCAAGGACGAGAUCACGGACGAGGAGAUGGCGGAGGACGAGGAGGAGAUAGACCACGCCGAGCGGGAGCUGCGCCGAGGCCAGAUCCUCUGGUUCCGCGGCCUCAACCGCAUCCAGACCCAGAUGGAAGUAGUUAGCACCUUCAAGAGAAGCGGCUCCUUUCAGGGGGCCGUGCGGCGCCGCUCCUCGGUCCUCAGCCAGCUGCACGAAGUAACCAAUCUUUCUACCCCUACUCACGUAAUUCUCUCCGCUGGCAAUCCCACUUCUGCCACCAUCGGGAAUCCGCGUGGUGAAGGCGUUCCGUAGCUCGCUCUACGAGGGCCUGGAGAAGCCGGACUCCAAGACCUCGAUCCACCAGUUCAUGGCCCCCCCGGAGUUCCUGCUCAACGACUACACCCACAACAUCCCCCUGAUCGACGACACCGACGUGGAGGAGAGCGAGGCCGCCCGCCGGCCCCCCCCCAACACCAACAACAACGCCAGCCACCGCGCCGAGGGCUCCAAGCCGGCUCCCUGCGCCAGCCCGCUGCACAGCAUGGAGACCUCCCUCUGACGCCGCGGGCCGGGGCGGCCAGUCCACCGGCUCCUUCGGCCGCGCCGCGCUGGGGCUGGGAGCCACCCCCGUUUCUGUGGGGAGCCCCACGCCCAGCCCAGGCCUGCGCCCCGGGGCCCGCAGACUCCUUGUGGGGCCAGCGCCGGCCGGGAAGGACCCGCCGCAGGCGGGGCGAGGGCCCAGUUACCGCUCCAGAGCCUCACUCUAUACCAUACCGACGGCCUGUCUCCCGGCGCAUGCCGGCCCCCAUCCAGCACCCCCGGGCCCAUGGCAGCCCAGGCGCUGGGCAUCGGGCGGGGCGGGUUCUUCGGCUGCUUUUUAGUCGUCGGGCGCUGGAGCCGCUGUGUAACAAGGGCCUGGGGAUCGGGGCCUGUCCCACCGGACCCUGCCCGGCCCCCCAACCACGAGCAGGGCCCCCGCUGUGCUGCGUCGCCCCCCCCCGAGCCAGAUGGGAGACGCCCGUCCCGCCGGGUGCUGCGCAGAUACAGGGUGAGAGGCAGCCCCCCCCACCCCCAAGUACUGCUGGGGAGGGGACGCUACAGCGUGGGAGGGGCAUCCG
This is a messenger RNA of Mauremys mutica (yellowpond turtle), 2014 nucleotides long. RefSeq names its product plasma membrane calcium-transporting ATPase 3-like. Lineage: Eukaryota; Metazoa; Chordata; Testudines; Geoemydidae. Gene Ontology annotation, biological process: regulation of cytosolic calcium ion concentration. The record is from RefSeq and is a predicted model, not a curated record. Gene Ontology annotation, molecular function: PDZ domain binding; P-type calcium transporter activity. The transcript has 8 exons. The coding region runs from base 114 to 1208 and encodes 364 amino acids. Gene Ontology annotation, cellular component: intracellular membrane-bounded organelle.